Messenger RNA from Bicyclus anynana (squinting bush brown), 3302 nucleotides. RefSeq names its product proton-coupled folate transporter. Gene Ontology annotation, molecular function: transmembrane transporter activity. NCBI's taxonomy places the organism in Eukaryota, Metazoa, Arthropoda, Insecta, Lepidoptera, Nymphalidae. Gene Ontology annotation, cellular component: membrane. The transcript has 7 exons. The record is from RefSeq and is a predicted model, not a curated record. The coding region runs from base 369 to 1802 and encodes 477 amino acids. Gene Ontology annotation, biological process: transmembrane transport.
GGGUAAACACGAACACCGCGAACAGUAAAUAACAAUAAUGGAAAACCGAAAACGGAAAACAAUAAUAUACGCGCAUCUCGCUUUGGCAUGACGUAUCUAUCAUGAAGUUUUUGUAUACAUAAAAUAUGUAGUUAACUUUUUACUAACUGGUGAUUCCAGAGUGCACUGUGCAGUCUGCACUGCAAGUAUUCUGCCGUUUGCGUUUGCGUUGGGCAUUCAAAGCGAAUGAAAGUGUUUCGCGGGAGUUGAACUUUUGAGGUACGAGCGAAGUGUACAUAAAAUAAAAUAAUUUAAAAAAAAACAAUUUUAAUAUUUUCUUUUGAUUAUUGAAAAAAUCCGGUAUUCUGUAGUAGUAUAAUUGGAACACAAUGGCUCAAGAAAAUGAACACAUCACGGAAAAUAAUCCCAACAUUAAUUCGGUUAAUGAAACUCCAGCCCGGCCGUUUAGGAUCACGAUGGAGUUUCCAUUGUUUUUCACGAUGCUAUCAGUGUCAUUGUCUGGUGCUGCAAUAAGCAAUCUAAUCUUAUUCAGGACUUGUGUUCAUUCUUUGAAUCACACACAAGAGGAAUGCCAAGUAUUUAUGUCGCCAGCAAAAAACAAUGGGAGCCAUGAGCUGGAAGAAGAGGUGCAGAAGUAUGCAACAUUUGUUUCCAUGGUCAGAACAAUAAUAGAUUCGCUCGCACCUGCCAUACUGUCUCUAUUCCUUGGCGUGUGGUCUGAUACUCAUGGAAGGAAACCAUUGGUUGUUUGGCCUCUAUUUGGUAUGUCCAUAACUGCCGGCUUGAUCGUUGUCUACAGUAUGAUGGAUGAUUUGGGACCCUGGUGGUUCAUACUUACCUCUAUACCUAUGUCUUUGGCUGGAGGGUUCACGGCGUUGUUCACUGGCUCGUUCUGCUAUGUCAGUGACAUCACCUCAACUGAGAAGCGAUCUCUCAGAAUGACGGUAGUUGAAGCGUCCGUAUCCGCAGGCAGCGUCAUAGGAGCAGUCGCCAGCUCCUACCUCUUGCGAGCUGUUGGCAAUGUUUACUUGCUUCUCAUAUCGGCCGCGUUGUUCCUGAUAGCGUAUUUGUUUACUGUGACUUGUUUGAGCGAAUCUUUGGCUGGAGCUAUACCCGGCAAUAUAACAUCGGUGUUGGAUUUCAAGUUGAUUAAAUCAAUGCUGUCGGAAUGCUUCAAGAAACGACCCAACCACGGCCGUGCUCAGAUCCUUUUACUGACAUUCGCAAACAGUUUGUCAAUAUUCAUCAUGUUCGGGCAAAUGAGUUUGUUAUACAUGUACACUAGGAAGAAGUUGCAUUGGGCGAUACAGCAGUACACAAUAUAUUCAGCCACUCACACCACUAUAUCGUUUUUCGGAUCCUUCUUCGGCGUGAUAUUGGUGCAACGGGUGUUCAAGGUCACUGACUUGGCGUUCGCCACCGUCGCUAUCUUGUCGGCCACCACUGAAUAUGUCAUCAACGCAUUCGCUACUACUGCGUGGCACAUGUAUGCAGCUGCCGGGAUUUCUUUAUUUAGAGGUCUAUCGUCGCCUCUCAUCAGGUCUUUGCUGAGCAAGAUCUUGCCGCCGCAGGACAUCGCCAAGGUGUUCGCCUUGAUGUGCGCCAUCGAGGGAGUCAGCCCGCUGGUGUCGCCAGCUCUGUACAACUCCCUGUACGCUUACACCAUAUCGACGUUCCCGGGAGCUAUUUUCAUAUUGAGCAGUGGAAUCUCUGGCCUAUGUGCUUUAUUCCUUGGAUUCGUGCAAUAUUUCAGAUGGAAAUCGAGUUCUAUUGUAUACGAAAACUUGACAAACGAAUCAUAGUAAGUUUGCGUGUCUCGAAUGAUGAAAAGGUCUCAUUUAUAAUACUAACUUGGUAAUUAAUAUACAGUUUAGUGUAUUUUUAAUUUUAGUAUACAAUUAUACAAACUACUUAUACGUAGAUGAGUAUUGUUAUAUACUCGUAAUAUAUUUGUUUUUUUGUAAAUUUAUGUUGAAUACUAAUGUGUUAUGAGCCAUGUGGAUAUGACCUCUGCCUUUUAAUCAGAGGGCGUAGGUUCGAAUCCGGUUUGGAGCAUGCACCUCCAUAAUUUCAAUUAUGUGCAUUUUAUGAAAUUAAAUAUCACAUGUCUAAAACGGCGAGGGAAAACCCUCGUUUCCUGAUAGUUUUCAAAAUUAUCUACGUAAGUAUGUGAAGUCUGCCAAUCCGCAUUAGGCCAGCAUGGUGUCAUUAACAACCCAUAGGAAUAUGGGUUGUUAAUGACAAUAAUGACACGAAUGAUGAUAAUAAAUAUUCAACGUAAAUGUACGAGUAACUUAAUUAAAAACAUAUUUUAAGAAAUGGAAUGAUAAUGCAACUAUUGUUUACCAUUAAACAAGUCAAUUUACAUUUUAUAUGACUUUUAUAUAUAAGUAAAAUGAAAAGUUUUUAUUAAAUAGAAACAGGUGUUUGUUUGCAAAAGUUCAUUAUGAACAACGAAUAUUUUUAUUGAUUUAUUUUCUCGAAAAACCAACGAAUCCAAACGAAAUUUCAUGUAUGGUCAAAUGUAUUCAUUGUAGUAUCAUUGACUCAGAAUACUGCGGUUUUGGAGUUGAACGUACGUACAGAAGGGUUAUAGUUGGAUUCUGAGUGGCGAUCUUGGAUUCGUCGGCUUUUCGCUUACCAUUCUCGAAUCGAUUUAAUUUUUGACAUAAUUAAUUAAAAUUGUGUGACUCAUUUUGCAUUUUGUGUGUGUGAAAUUAAAUUAAUUAAAAUUUGCAGCUUAGCAUUGUUAGGUAAACCAUAUCGUGACAAAAUCUGGAAUAUUUACUAUGUUGUAAUGCGAAUGUUGUAUAUAGAUAUAUAUACUCGUGUUUUUAGUACUAAUGUAGUUAAAACGCACAUUUCGAUAUUUACAAAUUACAUAGAUCAACAAAAUGUUAAUAAAUUUGCAUUCAUGAUGUUUUUGCUUAUGUCAAAGUUUAAAUAUCAAUGACUAAUUACUUACCUUUAUACAUUAAGUAAUUAAUAUAAUACGUAUUAGUAUUUACUGUUUUAUAUAAUAGAGUAUAUUAAUUAUUAUUUGUUUAAAUAUUUUACCAAUAAAAUCCAUUUUUAAUUUUUUUUUAUUGAUCAGAACACAUAAUACGUAUUCAUGAUCAGUCCCUGUGAUAAUAACAAGUCAAUUAUGAAAAAAAAUCUAAAUACUUAUUAUAUUUUAUGACUGCUUUUUAGUCAUCAUUUAGUCCGUAGUUUUAUAUUUUUUAAUGUUUGUCGUAGAUUAACGAACGGAUCUGUAUAGAUUUUAAUUUUUUAUAAAAAAUAAAAUGACUGCAAAACCGAAA